AUGAAGCUUGAUAUUAGCAAUAUGCGCUAUAUGACCGCGGAGGACUUCCGCGUCCUGCAGGCCGUGGAGCAGGGGUCAAGAAACCACGAGGUCGUCCCCACACAGAUGAUCCACCAAAUCUCCGGGAUGAGGUCCCAGUCGGGAACGAAUCGGUCGAUUGGCGACCUCGCAAAGCUGAAACUUGUUUCGAGGAUGCGUAACAUAAAAUACGACGGGUUCCGUCUCACCUACAAUGGCUUUGAUUACCUCGGCCUCAGAGCUAUGCUCAGCCGCGACACGAUCUACUCGGUGGGAAAUGUGAUUGGUGUCGGUAAGGAGUCUGAUGUGUACCGCGUUAGCGCCAAGGACGGUAGUGCACGCGUGCUGAAGAUCCACCGUCUGGGUCGCACGUCCUUCACCACUGUGAAAAACAACAGAGACUACUUGAAGCGUAACCAGAGCGGAAGCUGGAUGUUUCUUUCCCGCUUAGCAGCCAACAAGGAGUACCAGUUUAUGAGCCUGCUGCAUAGCAAGGGUUUCACUGUUCCCGAGCCUUUUGACAACUCCCGCCACAUGAUCCUUAUGGAGUUGAUCGACGGAUAUCCCAUGCGUAACAUGCGAUUGCAUAAAAACCUCCCUAAGCUGUACAGCGACCUGAUGCUAUUUAUCGUCAAACUCGCCAAUCACGGCCUAAUCCACUGUGACUUUAACGAAUUCAACAUCAUGAUAAAGAAUUCUGUUACCGGUCCCGAGGACAAUGGCUUCAUUGUUAUCGACUUCCCACAAUGUAUUUCGAUCCAGCAUCAAGAUGCGGAGUUUUUCUUCAAGAGAGACGUGGACUGUAUCCGCAGAUUCUUUAAAAAGAAGCUGAAGUUCGAGCCUCGCGUGGACGAAUCUAUGCUAGAUGUUGACGGAUUCGGUGACGGUUACAAAUACCCUUACCCUGUAUUCGAAAGAGAUGUGAAAAGAUGUGAUAAUCUGGACGAGCUAGUUCAAGCGUCCGGUUUCAGUAAAAAACAUCCUGGUGACAGAAGGUGGGAAGAGGCCGCCGAACAGAUGCGAAAGGAGGUGAGUGAACAAGAUGUUGUGGAGGGAGAUCCCAACGACCUUUUGGAGGCCGAAGAAAGCUCAGAGGGUUACUCUGAGGGUUACUCUGACGACGAGUACUAUAGCUCCGAGGAAGAGGAGGAAUCCGAAGAAGGUGAAGACUCCUUAGAAGAAGAGAAUGAACGGAUUGUUGAGGCUCUGUCGAGUGGUGUGGCUAACCUCAAGAUGGACAAGCUCGGGAACUACGUGCUUGAAGAUUAA
This is a messenger RNA of Lachancea thermotolerans CBS 6340, 1287 nucleotides long. RefSeq names its product protein kinase RIO2 (gene RIO2). Gene Ontology annotation, biological process: protein phosphorylation; maturation of SSU-rRNA. The record is from RefSeq and is a predicted model, not a curated record. Gene Ontology annotation, cellular component: preribosome, small subunit precursor; cytosol; nucleus. NCBI's taxonomy places the organism in Eukaryota, Fungi, Ascomycota, Saccharomycetes, Saccharomycetales, Saccharomycetaceae. Bases 1 to 1287 code for a protein of 428 amino acids. Gene Ontology annotation, molecular function: ATP binding; protein serine/threonine kinase activity. The transcript has a single exon.